Molecule: messenger RNA, 3970 nt
Organism: Raphanus sativus (radish)
Lineage: Eukaryota; Viridiplantae; Streptophyta; Magnoliopsida; Brassicales; Brassicaceae
Product: putative U-box domain-containing protein 42
Exons: 4
Coding region: 598-3840 (1080 amino acids)
Biological process (GO): protein ubiquitination
Molecular function (GO): ubiquitin-protein transferase activity; protein binding
Source: RefSeq, a predicted model, not a curated record
UGUGCACAUCUUACCAAUUCCAAAACACUUCUUCUAUCAUUAAACAAACAAACCCUUCAAAGAAAUAAGGUAACCUACCAAAUCCUUCUUUUAUUUAAACAAAAGUACACUAUUACGCAUAUGCCAAAAAAUAAAAAAAAAUCUACAGUCCGAAUUGGAACAACGAGAGGUUGAGAUCAAUCUCUUUUUCCAUCAUCUUCACUUACCCGGGCGUGUGGUCCGACCAAUCUGAAGAAGUUAAGUACAAGAAGAGCCAAAAAAGUCAACCAAAUCCUGAUAAAUAUCUUUUGGAACGAUUAUGUUUGGUGCUUUUGUAUGGACGAACAAGGUAAGACUUGAAUAAAGGACUCUCUGAAUUUGACUACUUCAACUUCUUUACAGAGUCCUCUGGAAUCUGACUGUGUCCCCACUAACUGCUAAAAAGUCGUCUCCUCCACCAUCAUUCAUCAGCACAACAAAUUUACCUUUAGUGGGUUCCAACUUCUCAGAUGAAACAGAGGACCAAGUGUGUCUUUGAAAUCAUUUUUCUAGAUCAAGUAGAAGUUAGAGAGACUUGGUAAGCAGAGUGAGAGACAAAACCAGCCUUGAACAAAUGGGAUGUCGGCCCAAGAAGAUAGAGGCGCAAACGAUACAUUGAUUGGCUCGUUGUUGAAGUCCAUCUCCGAGGUGAUCAGAUCUUUGGAGUUGUUACAAUCGCAAACAACAGGGAGCUUCCUCGAAACUGCAUGCUACUUCUAUCGAGUCUCGGUGGUGUUAAUGGAGAUACAGACAGGAGAGAGUUCCAUCACAUGUCCAACGGAUGUGGUUGAGUCACUAUCCGAGAGUAUAGAUGCAGCCAAGCAUCUCCUCGAGAUGUCUCAAGAAAGCAACAACGGACCAGAACCAAGCAUUGAGGCAGGCUUUGGAGGCGUUGUGAAGCAGAUUGGUGAAACUCUACAGUCCAUACCCGAAGCAAUAAUCGACGAGGAAGAGUAUAUAGGAGUGGUUGUCCAGACUCUUUCAAAUGAGAUGCAGAAUGCUAGCAUUGGAGGAGAUGGUAGUGAGAGUGAGAUCUUACAGAAGAUUUCUGAGAGGCGGCGGACAGAGGAACUGAUGUCAGAGCAAAUAGAGACGGAUCUCUACCCUAGUGAUCCUGAAGUUUCCUACGCAAGUUACCUGAGUGAAUCACAACCAGAUAUAAUACCAAGCCAGAGCACAUACGUUAGCAGCAGCCAGAGAACGUAUCAGAGUGAAUCACAACCACAGAUACCAGAUAUAAUACCAAGCCAGAGCACAUAUGUUAGCAGCAGCCAGAGAAAGUAUGAAACUCAGAGUGAAUCACAAUCACAGAUAAGCGAGAUAACAGAUAUACCAAGCCAGGGUACAUAUGUUAGCAGCAGGCAGAGAAAGUAUGGAACUCUCAGCGGAUCUUUGUCAAUGUUACCACAAGUGACACAGUUCAUGGAGCCACCGUACCAAGCAUUCAUCUGCCCGUUGACCAAAGAGAUAAUGGAAGAUCCAGUCACCACGGAGACAGGAGUAACCUGCGAGAGACAAGCAGUAACAGAAUGGUUCGAUGGAUUUAAAGACCAAGAUGAGAUUAGCUGCCCGGUUACGGGGCAGAAGUUGACGACAACCGGUUUAAGUCCCAAUCUCGUAUUGAAAACCAUCAUUGGAGAAUGGAAAGUGCGUAACGAGGCGGCGAGAAUCAAGGUGGCUCACGCAGCUUUGUCCUUAGGCGGUUCAGAGAGUAUGGUUAUCGAUGCGUUAAGGGAUCUUCAAAUGACCUGUGAAGGGAAAGAGUACAACAAGGUCAAAGUCCGUGAAGCUGGGAUCAUUCAGUUGCUUGAUAGAUACUUAACGUACAGAAGUAAAGAUGUGAGGUAUGAACUGCUACAAUUGUUAAAGACACUUGCAGACGAAGACACUGAUGAAGGAAAGGAAAUGAUUGUGAAUACGAUGAAUAUGUCAUGCGUAAUCAAAUUUUUGGUAAGCAGUCACCAGACUGUAAGACAUGCAGCGCUAGUGUUACUGCUUGAGCUUUCGAAAUCUCAACAUGCAUGUGAGAAGAUUGGGAAUGCUACAGGGGCGAUAUUGAUGUUAGUUACCUCAAAGUAUAACGAAGAGUCGGAUGCCUUUGCGUCUGAAACAGCAGACCAAAUCUUAAAAAAUCUAGAGAAGUUCCCUCACAAUAUCAAGCAGAUGGCAGAGAGUGGGCUCUUGGAACCUCUUCUCAUUCAUCUAGCAGAAGGGAGUGAAGAGACGCAGGUGAUGAUGGCUGCAUACCUUGUAGAAAUUGAUAUUGGACAUGAGAAGAAAAUCAAUGUAGCUGAGAAGGCUUGCCCUGCGCUCAUCAGGCUGGUGCAAAGCGAAAACAUGGAGGCAAGGAGAGCAGCUUUCAAAGCUCUUGCUCAUAUAUCACUGUAUCACCCCAACAAGCAAAUACUUGUAGAAGUAGGCAUCAUCAAGAUCAUGGUGGAAGAGAUGUUCACCAAGCGGAUGUUCAGUGAUCUGAUGAACUCCAGGAACGAAGCUGCUACAAUACUUGCAAACAUACUCGAAUCAGGGGUCGAACAUGAGACCUUUGAGGUGAACACCACAGGCCACACGUUAGGCUCGGAUUACUUUGUGUACAACAUCAUCCAAAUGCUCAAGAACUCAACCCCGGAUGAUCUGAACAUUGAUUUGAUCAGGAUUCUCAUAUCCUUGUCCAAAUCACCCAGAGCAAUGGCAACUAUUGUCUCAGUGAUCAAAGAAACCGAUGCGAGCUUCGCCAUGAUAGAACUCAUCAACAAUCCUCAUGAAGAACUGGGGGUUGGAGCCUUGAAGCUUCUCAUUGCACUCACACCCUUCAUCGGUCACACGCUAUCCGAGAGACUGUGUAAAACUAGAGGCCAGCCAGAGAAUCUCAUCCAGUGCCCAGCGGAAGCAAACCUGAUAACGGAGAGACAUGCUGUUUCAGCCAAGCUACUCGCUAAACUGCCUCACCAAAACCUGACUCUUAACCUAGCGCUUGUCAACGAGAGCAUAGUGUCUGAGAUCCUGCAUGCAAUCCAUCUGAUUCAGAGAAGUGGAACACGAACAAGCAGAUACGCAACUAAUUUUCUAGAAGGUCUAGUUGGCAUCUUAGUGAGAUUCACAACGACACUGUACGAGCCCCAGAUGAUGUACCUAGCCAAGAACCAUGAUUUGACAUCAGUGUUUGCUGAUUUGUUGAUGAAAACAUCAAGCGACGAAGUUCAAAGGUUAUCAGCGACUGGACUAGAACAUCUAUCAUCCACAACUAUGACUUUAUCAAGGCCACCACCACAAGUUAGGAACACGAAGUUCAUGGGAUCACUGAGUAUGCCUAGGUCCUUCUCACUACGUUCAUCUAAAAAGAAGCAGAUAGAGACCUGCGCAAUCCACAGAGGGGUAUGUUCUGCAAAAGCCACUUUCUGCUUGGUUGAAGCAAAUGCUGUCACAAAGCUUUUAGCAUGUCUGCAGAGUGAUAAAACAGAGGUAGUGGAGUCAGCAUUAUCAGCUAUAUGCACGCUAUUGGACGACAAGGUCGAUGUGGAGCAGAGUUUAAGCAUGCUGAGUGGAAUGAAUGCAGUAGAGCUUAUUCUAAAUGCAGUCAAAGAACACAAGAAAGAGUCACUACUGCAAAAAGCGUUUUGGAUGAUUGAUAAGUUCUUGAUUAGAGGUGGACAAAAGUAUGCGUUUGGCAUAUCACAAGACAGGAUGCUGUCAGGUAUGUUGGUUAGCGCCUUCCAUCGUGGAGAUGGUAACACAAGGCAGAUGGCAGAGAACAUCUUGAGGCGUUUGGACAAGAUGCCAAGUUUCUCUGUCUAUAUGACAGAAAAGAAUAAUGACAUGUGAAUCCCCCGUAGGGCCUCUGACUAUUAUAUGAUUUAUUCCUCUCUUUGUAUUCACUGUGCAUUAAGUUUUCAGUUUGAAUGUAAUUUUAUGUUAUGGUCACACACAAAUAACAGAGAUUUUUUAACUUCAA